This is a messenger RNA of Castor canadensis (American beaver), 1448 nucleotides long. The record is from RefSeq and is a predicted model, not a curated record. NCBI's taxonomy places the organism in Eukaryota, Metazoa, Chordata, Mammalia, Rodentia, Castoridae.
CCCAUGGCUGGCCAGGACCCUGCGCUGAAUAAAAGUCACCCGUUCUAUGAUGUGGCCAGACAUGGCAUUCUGCAGGUGGCAGGGGACGACCGCCUGGGGAGACGCAUUGUCACGUUCAGCUGCUGCCAGACCCCGUCGCACCAGCUCAACCACCAGCAGCUGCUAGAGUAUUUGAAGUACACACCGGACCAGUACGUGGAGACCGAUUACACCAUCAUCUAUUUCCAUUAUGGCCUCAACAGCCAGAACAAACCGUCCCUGGGCUGGCUCCAGAGUGCCUACAAGGAGUUUGACAGGAAGUACAAGAAGAACCUGAAGGCACUGUUUGUGCACCCCACCAGCUUCAUCAGGGUGCUGUGGAAUAUCUUCAAACCGCUCAUCAGUCACAAGUUUGGGAAAAAAGUCACCUAUUUCAGCUACUUGAGCGAGCUCCACGAACACCUCCAGUGGGACCAGCUGCUCAUCCCUCCAGAAGUCCUACAGUAUGACGAGAAGCUCCGGAACCUGCACGACGGCCGGCCUCCCCCUCCCACAAAGAUGCCACCACCACGGCCGCCCCUGCCCGCCCAGCAGUUUGGUGUCAGUCUGCAAUACCUCAAAGACAAAAACCAAGGGGAGUUCAUCCCCCCUGUGCUGAGGUUCACGGUGACGUACCUGACAGAGAAAGGGUUGCACGCCGAGGGUCUGUUCCACAGAUCGGCCAGCGCCCAGACCAUCCGCCAGGUCCAGAGGCUGUACGAUCAAGGGAAGCCGGUGGACUUUGAUGACUACGGGGACAUCCAUGUGCCAGCCGCGAUCCUGAAGACCUUCCUGCGGGAGCUGCCCCAGCCACUGCUGACCUUCGAGGCCUAUGAGCAGAUCCUCGGCAUCACCAGUGUGGAGAGCAGCCUGCGUGUGAGUCACUGUCGUCAGAUCCUGCGGGGCCUCCCUGAGCACAACUGCUACCUCAUGGGCUUCCUGCACGAGGUGUCCCAGGAGAGCAUUGUCAACAAAAUGAACAGCUCCAACCUGGCCUGUGUGUUCGGGCUGAACUUGAUCUGGCCAUCCCAGGGGGCAGCCUCCCUGAACACCACUGAACCUGUUCACCGAGCUGCCGAUGAGUAUUACGGAAAGCUCUUCAGCCCUCAGGAAGCCCCGGGGCAUGCCCCAAGCUCCGAGGAAGCAAGUGAACAGAAAGGCCCUGUUGCCAGAGGUUGUCCUGGAACGGGUGCACCCCAGGCAUCGUCACCCUUGUCCCGCCUCCGUGUCCCCUGACAGUGGCUGAGAGACACCUCUUGUGUUGGAAAUGUCCUUUUGGAGUCCACGUCCAUCAUCAUUGGACAUUUUGUAACCUUGCCAUCUCUGAAAAUAACACAGCAUUCAAUGAACUCAUAGCCUUCUAGAAAGAAUGUCCCUCUGACUCGGGUCUUCCGCAAUGUUUCUAGGCUGUGGUUGGAAUAAAAGGAUGG